This is a messenger RNA of Ustilaginoidea virens, 1713 nucleotides long. RefSeq lists its product as uncharacterized. The transcript has 5 exons. NCBI's taxonomy places the organism in Eukaryota, Fungi, Ascomycota, Sordariomycetes, Hypocreales, Clavicipitaceae. Gene Ontology annotation, molecular function: zinc ion binding; transcription cis-regulatory region binding; DNA-binding transcription factor activity, RNA polymerase II-specific. Bases 1 to 1713 code for a protein of 570 amino acids. The record is from RefSeq and is a predicted model, not a curated record. Gene Ontology annotation, cellular component: nucleus. Gene Ontology annotation, biological process: regulation of DNA-templated transcription.
AUGCAGUCUACGCAAAAGGGCCCCAAGGCUUGCACGACGUGUGCCAAGGCCAAGGCCAGAUGUAUCCCUCGAGCGGGUGGUGGGGACAAGUGUGAGAGAUGCCAUAGGCUCAAGAAGGACUGCUUCUCCCGAGCACCGGCUCCUCCAAGGCUCAAGAAGCGACCCAAGAGGUCAAGGGUGGCUGAGCUCGAGAAGAGAUUGAACGAGCUGUCUUCGCAGUUUGAGGGGGCCCAGCCCGCUGCCGCGGGCGCCAGCAAGCCCGCCUCGCCGCCUCCGAGAGCCUCCAGGGCCCCCGAAAAGUCCGAGCUGUACUCCUUCGAGCAUCUGUUCCCUUCGCCCAGCCCGACCGGAGACGAGGGUGCCGAAGCCUCGGCAUGGAGCCCCGAGGCGCUCAAGGAGCUCGACUCGCCUUGGCCGCUGCCCACGGAGAGCGAGAUGCUUCUCAUGAUCUACCGCGAGAUGUUCUCCGCAUUCUUUCCUUUUGUCCUCAUCCCGAGGGAGCUGUCGUCUGCCGAACUGCGAUACCAGCGCCCGUUUCUGUGGAAAGCCGUGAUGCUGAGCGCCUGCCUCUUCGAGUCGACAAGGCAGUGCAGGCUGGGAGAGGAACUCUUGGCAGACAUUGGGAAGGCUGCCACCGUGGACGGAACCAGGAGCCUCGACCUUCUCCAGGCUGUGGAGCUCAUGGUUGCGUGGUGGUAUUUCGCUUUGAAAAGCUCUCAAGUCACGAACCUCCUCUUCCUAGCGAGAUCCAUGUGCGUCAGUUUGAGUGCCAUGUCUUACGGCUCUCUGGGAGAGGAUGCCAAGUACGGGCCGCUCGACCACCUCAGGGCCUACGCCGGCACAUACUACCUCAACACAAUCGUGUUUACCACAAAUAAAAAGACGGAUGUAUUCAUGAGUACGACGCAACUCGACUCCUGCAUCAAAGUCAUUGAGACGACCAUGGAAUAUCCUUCCGACGACUAUCUCAUCAAACUCGUCAAGAUUCAGCGACUUGCGCAAACCAUCUCCACGACGAUGGCUGCUGAUAGCAAGACUCCCAUGUCACUGCCCCUAGUCAUGGUCGUAGAGUCCUUCCAGGACCAGCUAGACACCUUCAGAGCAUCGCUGCCCCCUCACCUCUCGGAAAACCCAACACUGCUGUGCCACGUAUUUGUCGCCGAAACACUGCUCAGAGAUUUCGCCAUUUCGGAUCAACGAUGCAGCCCGGAAAACAUGCAGGUAUCGGAUCGUCUGCAGCUUCUGUGGUCCUGCAUCAAGUCGCUCAACGAGGUUUUCACCGUCCGGUUUGCCGCGCCCGAAAUCGAGAAGCCCCGCUUCCUCUGCAUAAUAGCCUCCGACCUCGCCUACACCAUCAUCACCGGCAUCAAGCUGCUGACGCUGCGGCUGCCUGGCUGGGACUUGAACACCGUCACUCAAAAACUCGACUUGGUCACGGUGCUCGGCAAGGUGAUUGAUCAGAUGCUCAAGGUUAUUACUAAACGGAAGAGCGGCCUCCUUUCUCCGGACCGGUGCGAUAUCGAGGAUCCCCUGGAGCGGCUGGUACGCCUGAUGAAGACUGCGCGGGAGCUGGUCUCCAUGCACACGAGCUGCGCUUCACCGCUGACCAUGUUGGACAACAUGAGCAAUGUCGCCUGGCGAGAAUUCAUGGGCGACGUGGCAUGGGGGGUGGACGAAGCUCACGGCAUGCUCGGCCUCGCAACCCAGUCGUGA